UGCUCUGCCCCGCCCACACCGUGGCCGCGCCCCCCACCACCACUCCCGACCUCGGCGUGCUGCCCAUAGACGAGGUGACGAUGCCAGAGGAGGACGUGAGCGACCUCAGAGACGUCGUGGACGCGAUAAAUAGACUGUGCGAGACUAUGAAGACGUCGGGCUACGAGGAGACCGAGUACGAGGACUGCACGGACGUGACGUGGACCGAGGAGGCGACAGCAGCGGAGUGCGGCGAGACGCUGGUCAGCCCCGAGGAGGUGUCGGUGCGCGAGAUGGAGGUGCGCGAGGUGGAGGUGCACGAGGUGGAGGUGCGCGAGGUGGAGGUGCACGUGGCGGAGCGCUGGCCCGAGCCGGGCGGCUGCGAGCUCAGCGAGCUGUACUACUCCGCCUCGUCCGAGGUGUCGCUGGUGUCGGCUGCGGAGGGCGAGGUGGCGGAGGAGCGGCGCGGUGUGGGGGGUGUGGGAGGCGUGGCGGCGGGUCACGUGGCCGCCAUGCGCGAGCGCUUCGAGAGCAUGACGCGCGCCAACACGCCCUGUCCCUGCCCCGACAUGGCGCGUCCCCUCUCCCCCGCACCCCCACCUUCGCUCUCGCCCUCGCCCGCAGACUGACUCUGAGUAUGAACAUGAUCUGCGAUAUGACGUGUGACUGAGGGACGCUAAGCUGUAUAAGGUAUUGAGGAAAGCUUAUAAGAGUCACAGCUUUGAAUUUUGAAGUGUUUAGAGGAAUUUUAUAUCGAGCACAUUAUAUACUAAUUACUUGAAGAAGCAUUAAAAGUAUUAAAACAUGUAUAACAAAUUAGUGCCUAAAUAUUAAGAUUAUUGUAUGUAGCGGUGCCAUUCUUCCAUAAUUAUUUGUUAAUUACUUGAAGGUAGGUCGUAGGUUAGUUUUUGUAACGUUGCUAUAAAUUGUAUUUUACUUUAAGUCGUAUAUUAAAAAAAACGUACAAAUUAUACUGGAAAUAAGUAGACGAAGUGCGAAAGGGUUGUGAUUGGUUUUAUGUCCUUUUGCAAUAAAACGAACAGUUACAUAUCUCUAAGUGUGAAGUAAGAUUUGAUAAAGUUUAAACAUGUAGUUGAUUUGUAUUGGAAUAUUUAACAAAAGUAAUACACAUUCAUAAUUAACUGUUGUAUUGUGAUCUUUGAAAAGCUCAAAUUUUGUAGUUUUUACAUAAUUACAUUUAGAAGUAUAACCAAUUUAAUAACUACCUUACAUUUU
Messenger RNA from Papilio machaon (common yellow swallowtail), 1215 nucleotides. RefSeq lists its product as uncharacterized. Lineage: Eukaryota; Metazoa; Arthropoda; Insecta; Lepidoptera; Papilionidae. The record is from RefSeq and is a predicted model, not a curated record. The coding region runs from base 81 to 608 and encodes 175 amino acids. The transcript has a single exon.